Messenger RNA from Oncorhynchus kisutch (coho salmon), 983 nucleotides. RefSeq names its product arginine-glutamic acid dipeptide repeats protein-like. Gene Ontology annotation, molecular function: transcription corepressor activity. The transcript is spliced from 6 exons. The coding region runs from base 390 to 926 and encodes 178 amino acids. Gene Ontology annotation, cellular component: nucleus. The record is from RefSeq and is a predicted model, not a curated record. Lineage: Eukaryota; Metazoa; Chordata; Actinopteri; Salmoniformes; Salmonidae.
UUGUUUGGUAUGCUGAGCGUUGUGUCUGUUGUCUGCAGCUUGUAGUUACAUUCCAAUGGCCUUGUUUAUUAUAGACCAGACAUACAUUAGAGAGGGGUUCUUGAUUCCGUAUCCUGUGUCUGCACGCUUGUGUGUGAGGUCUUAACACAUGCUCCGUUGUGUGUGUGUGUGUGUGUGUGUGUGGUAGAAACGGGAGCGAGGCUGAGGUCACAGCACAAGCUCAGUGGAAACAUUGUCGGAGACUCGAACCAAGCGCUCUGCUUGGUCCUCCAUUUUGAGCACCUAGCAAUAGGUGGGAAGGAACACAGUGAGUUGAUUUCACAAACGACCACUACUACAGUUCUAGACAAAACUGUCAACGUCCCGACCCUUAGAGAUCGGUGUCAGACAUGGACGACUUGUUCGCCCCGCGGAGGCGACUAAACAGCACACAAGGAGAGAUCAGAGUGGGGCCGAGUCACCAAGCCAAGCUUCCCGAGCUGCAGCCCUUCCCCUCCGAGGCCCCGGGGGGCCUGGGUCAGGCUGUGACAGAGAAUGAGGAGCUGGUGUGGAUGCCAGGGGUCAACGACUGUGACCUGCUCAUGUACCUCAGGGCUGCAAGGAGCAUGGCGGCCUUCGCUGGGAUGUGUGACGGCGGUUCUACAGAAGACGGUUGCCUAGCAGCCUCGCGAGACGACACCACACUCAACGCACUCAACACGCUUCACGAGAGCAGUUACGAUGCAGGCAAGGCCCUACAGCGCCUGGUCAAAAAGCCUGUUCCCAAACUCAUAGAGAAGUGCUGGUCAGAAGACGAAGUGAAGCGGUUCAUUAAAGGGCUCAGACAGUACGGCAAGAACUUCUUCAAGAUUCGUAAAGAGCUGCUACCCAACAAGGAAACGGUAAAUCACUUAUUUUUUUCCCCCUCCUCUGGGGUUAUAUUUUAGACCGUGGCUCUGUUGAAUCCGUGUGUGCGUGUGUUACUGUACAGAUUUGGAACAUGU